UGAGAAUUUCAAAGAAUUUCUUAUCUACGUAUGUCGAUUAAUUUCAAAACAAAUUAAACUAAAGCAUCGUUUUAUAAGGUGAAUCUCAAGUUCACGGCUCAGUUGGAUUCGAUCAUUUGAGACGACAACAUGGCUACACGGAUUCUGAUUUUACUGGUCGCAAUGGCCGCCGUGCAGUCUUACCCCCAAUACUUCGACGACCUCGUGUUUCCGCAGUACACGAGAACGGCCCUCGGCGACUCAGUGGACGUCGCCUCUAUGAAACUUCUCAAGGAAACCUACAAAUCUGCAACAGAGAAGAACGUGGUGACAUCGCCUCUGGGGAUACAGACCCUGCUGGCGCUCUACGCGAGCGGAGCUGAAGGGAAGAACAGAGAAGAGAUCGUAAAGAGCCUUGGAGCAUCUGAAUAUGGACUGCUCAAGAACAACUACAUCGAUAUGAGCGACCGGUUCAGCUCUAUGGACCGCAAGUUCCUGACUCUGUGCAACAAAGUGCUGGUCUCCGACAAGUACAGUUUGCAGGAUCAGUUCCUCAAGACAGCGCGCUCCUUCCACAGCGAAGUCGACAACAUCAACUUUGAGGACACUAAAGCAGCUGCUGAUGCUAUUAACGAAUGGGCUUCAAGGAACACAGAUGGAAAGAUCUCCAACCCCGUCUCAGAAAGUGACAUCGACCCCGCUUCUGCUGUGGCUCUGCUCAACGUCAUCUACUUCCAGGGCCAUUGGCACGUGCCGUUCAAUGCUAGCGAGACGAAAGACAAAGAAUUCCACGUGGACAAAUCCACCACCGUGGUGAAGCCCAUGAUGCACCUCGAGCAGUCUCUUCACUACCGCGACAGCCCUGAGUUGGGAGCCUGGUUGGUGGAACUUCCGUAUAAAGAGUCAAAGUUCCGCAUGAUCAUAGUCCUGCCCAAGGAUGUCGAUGGACUCCAAGCUGUGGUCGAGAAGGCGGCAGAGAAUGGUCUCCUCCAGGAUGUAUUUCAAAUGUACCCAGCAGGCGCUGAAGUGAUCCUCGAUUUGCCCAAAUUUGAGAUCAGAUCUAAACUGAACCUUAACGAACUUCUGCCAAAGGUGGGUGUGUCGCGUAUCUUCGAGGAGUCAGCAGCUGGCAUCAUCAAGGAGCAAGGCGUGGCUGUGUCACGUGGUUUGCAAGAGGCUUUUAUCAAGGUGGAUGAGGAGGGCGCCACUGCUGGAGCCUUUACUGGUCUGGUAGCAGUGCCUAUGUCAUCAAACUCUCGUCCGCCGCCGCCGAUCCACUUCAAGGCGGACCAUCCCUUCCUGUUCGCCAUCCUGCAUGACGACGUGGUGCUGUUCACGGGUACUUACUCGCACUAACACGUCACGUGUCAUGUGAAGCGACGUGACACGUGACGUCACGUGUGUCACGUCAAGCAACGUGACACGUAACGUUUGUGCUAACACGGUGCUUCUAACCUGCCGAUGGAUUUGUCAAAUUGUGUUUAUGCUUCUUUAUAAAACAGUUAAUCCCAAUAUGUUUUACACACCUAAUAAAAAUACAUACUUACAAUACAAAUGCAAUUGUAAAAUUAAGGUUCUUUCCCCAACCCACAUAGAUAUUGUCAAUGUGAUAUUAUUAGCGUUAAAUAAACAUUUUUAAUACAAA
Messenger RNA from Bicyclus anynana (squinting bush brown), 1624 nucleotides. Its product is annotated as antichymotrypsin-1. Bases 130 to 1335 code for a protein of 401 amino acids. The transcript is spliced from 9 exons. The record is from RefSeq and is a predicted model, not a curated record. Gene Ontology annotation, molecular function: serine-type endopeptidase inhibitor activity. Lineage: Eukaryota; Metazoa; Arthropoda; Insecta; Lepidoptera; Nymphalidae.